AUGCAUUUCUCCAUCAUCACCUUGAUCGUCGCCACCGCCUCCCUGGUGGUCGCUAACCCAGCACCAUCGUCCCAGUGCGGCACCUGCAAUCCCAUCUCAGGCAAGAACGGGUGUGAUCCCUCAACUUCGUGCAUCAACACGGGAACAUCCUUCCACUGCGCCUGUCGUGCUGGCUUUAAGGCAUCUCAGUACGACAACGACGUGUACAAUCAGUUCCGCCUGCCGAUGCCGAACUAUGAGUUCCUUGUUUUCGUUCCUGAGCACACGACUUGCAACACCCCGUGUAAUGAUCCGUAUGCUGCUCCUUCCGAUCUUUGCAAGGAGGUCAAGCUUCAGCACCGGUGCGCGGCUUAG
Messenger RNA from Penicillium mononematosum, 354 nucleotides. Its product is annotated as putative adhesin. The record is from RefSeq and is a predicted model, not a curated record. NCBI's taxonomy places the organism in Eukaryota, Fungi, Ascomycota, Eurotiomycetes, Eurotiales, Aspergillaceae. The coding region runs from base 1 to 354 and encodes 117 amino acids. The transcript has a single exon.